Messenger RNA from Mycena citricolor, 587 nucleotides. NCBI's taxonomy places the organism in Eukaryota, Fungi, Basidiomycota, Agaricomycetes, Agaricales, Mycenaceae. The record is from the annotation of a GenBank genome assembly.
CAAUCCUCCGGGCUCCAGGCGCUCUGAACGCUUCGCUUGUCUCGUGCUCGGAACCGCAUAAUGACGCGGAAUUUCUACUCACCCGUAUUUUCCCACGUUGACAGGCAGAAAGAGAAGUCUCCGUGCCAUCUGGUGGAGCUCCGCUGAUAAGCCAACCGGCGAUGCGAGCUUUCGAUUCCGCGGGUAUGUCUUGUCGACAUCCUUGCCAUUCUUGAGCUGAGAGCAUCGUCAGCUGGUUCUCUGAAUUUUCCCAACAUGUCAGCACAGUUGUACUCGGGGUUCGCUUUCUAUGACGCUAGGCAGAUCAAUGUGCAUGAGCUUUGACAAAGCGAAUGGUGACAGGAAUGCGAAGCUUACAGCACCCUGUCAAGCCAAUUCAUCACGCAAAGCCCGGGUCGAGGUAUGUUCCACCGUGCGCUGCAUGUUUUUCCCCGUCGCUGGCACUCGAUGACGCACAGCGGCGACAACCCAUUUUCCGAGACUCCUAUGACACACAGUUGUGACGGCCCAGUGUCCGGUAAUUCCAGUUUAAAAGGGUGAGCUGCGAGUCCGUCUUUUUCCUCACCAGCCGCCUUCAAGCAGCCUCU